Molecule: messenger RNA, 582 nt
Organism: Talaromyces amestolkiae
Lineage: Eukaryota; Fungi; Ascomycota; Eurotiomycetes; Eurotiales; Trichocomaceae
Exons: 2
Coding region: 1-582 (193 amino acids)
Source: RefSeq, a predicted model, not a curated record
AUGGAGGGGGAGUUGGACGACUAUCCGCUCCACGGCGAACAGCCCGUCAACAUCCGGCAAGAACUAGGCAUCAUGUUCGGCUUCAUGGCAGCAUGUAUCCUGACUGUUGCCGUAUACUACAUAUUCUGGCAGGCCUCCCAACGCCGCGCCGCCGCCCGCGACGAAGCCCGUCGCAAAGAUCUCCGAGCCCGUGGCUUCCAUCACGAACGAGGCGGAUACCAUGACAAGGCCCUCCAUCGAUACGCAAGCCGAGACCCGAUUGCGCAAACACAGGGACAAACACUCGAAUUUCUUACGGAGCCGGAUCAGUUCAAAGAUGAAAUGCACAGCCACAGUCGCAACAACAGUCAUAGUGAAGACGGCAUUAGUGAUAGCAACACCAUCAUUGGCGGGGAGAAACAUAGCGACAACGGAGGUAGUGCAGCUGCUGGUACAGGACUGAGGAUCAAUACGCAUGAGCAUGACGCCUGGUCUGGGAAUGGGAAUUCGAAUUCAAUUCACAAUGGGAGUGCGGUGAGUAAUCGGACGCCUUUGUCGAUGAUGAAUGCUACCAUGGGGCAGAGUGCGAAGGAUAUGUUUUGA